Molecule: messenger RNA, 1105 nt
Organism: Misgurnus anguillicaudatus (oriental weatherfish)
Lineage: Eukaryota; Metazoa; Chordata; Actinopteri; Cypriniformes; Cobitidae
Gene: tmem179aa
Product: transmembrane protein 179a, genome duplicate A
Source: RefSeq, a predicted model, not a curated record
ACACAGUUCAACAUAGAGCUGGGCAUGCGCAGUAGCGGAAUGCAGUCGCUGGGAGGAUGGCCGUCGAUAAUUUUCUCUUUGGCCAGUGCAUCCUUUAUUUUUUAGCAUUUAUUUUCGGUUUCAUCGCCGUUGUGCCCCUCUCUGAAAACGGGGAUGAUUUCCAGGGAAGAUGUCUGCUGUUCACGGAGGGAAUGUGGCAGAAUGAGAACAUGACGAUGGGGAAACAGCGCUUUAUUGUUGAGGAAUGGGGACCAGAGUCAUCCUGUCGCUUUAUCACAUUCGUGGGCAUCGUGUCGCUCAUCCUCUCUGCUGUACAGGCCUGGCGGACGCUUUUCUUCAUGUGUAAAGCGCAUGACGACUCUCCUCUCCAUGCCUUCCUAAAUUUGCUCUUGUCCCUGCUGGUGGUUUUUGUGGUGUUUGUGGCGGGCACCAUUUCCAGUGUUGGCUUCAAUUCCUGGUGUGAUGCUAUCACUGAAAAUGGGGCAAUGCCAAGCAGUUGUGAGGACCUGCAAGACACUAAUUUAGAGCUUGGAGUUGACAACUCAUCCUUUUAUGACCAAUUUGCCAUUGCACAGUUUGGCUUGUGGUCAGCUUGGUUAUGCUGGCUGGGUCUAACGGUGCUGGCCUUCCUGAAGGUUUAUCAUCACAGGCAACAGGAGCUGCUGGAAAGUCUAAUUCAGGAGAAGGAGCUUCUGCUGGGUCAUCCUUUACAGAAUACUUAUGCGUAUAACAGGAAUGCCAUGAUGUAAACAGACAUUUUUCACAUAAUCCCUUUAGACUGCAUGCACUGUAUACCAGUCCUGCUGCAACUAGUUCCUGAGCCCUGGAUUAAAAAGUAUUUUUUAUAAAAACUUAUGUUAAGCAUUUAACCUGAGCCUUGUUUUUCAUGUUUAAAUGAAUUAUAACGGCACAUGUCAUGUUGAGAGAUUUAAAGGAUUUUCAGUAAUGUUCAGUAGACAUCAUACUGGUUGAAUCCACAUCAAGUAUUUGGGUUGUAUCACAUCAUACUUAUUUUUACAGUUAUGCAAAUGUGUUAUCAUCAGGGUAUUUCUUCUUACAGAAAUUGAGAUGAAAUAAAAUGAUUACAGUAUAAAUGUGCAGUUGC